Molecule: messenger RNA, 2406 nt
Organism: Haliotis rubra (blacklip abalone)
Lineage: Eukaryota; Metazoa; Mollusca; Gastropoda; Lepetellida; Haliotidae
Product: probable beta-D-xylosidase 5
Biological process (GO): arabinan catabolic process; xylan catabolic process
Cellular component (GO): plant-type cell wall
Molecular function (GO): alpha-L-arabinofuranosidase activity; xylan 1,4-beta-xylosidase activity
Source: RefSeq, a predicted model, not a curated record
CCAUGGCAGCAGGUUCGUGGACUGUCCUCCUUUGUACCCUGUGCAUUGCGCUAACCCAGGGGCUUACAGACUUCCCCUUCAGAAACACCUCACUGUCUUGGAGCGACCGGGUGAAUGAUCUGGUCAGUCGGCUCUCCAUAGAUGAAAUCCAGUAUCAGAUGGCAAGGGGUGGAGCGGCCAGUGAUGGGACCCCUCCUAUCCCCGACUUGGGUAUCAAGCCAUACUCUUGGAACACGGAAUGUCUGAGAGGUGAUGUGGGGGCAGGCAACGCUACAGGAUUUCCCCAGGCACUUGGUCUUGCCGCUUCGUUUAGUCCUCUUUUGGUGUUCCAAAUAGCGGAGGCAACUGCGGUAGAAGUCAGGGCUAAAUUCAACAACUACAGUGGAAAUGGCGUUUAUGGAAAACACAUGGGAGUAAGCUGCUUUAGUCCUGUUAUCAACAUUGUGAGGGACCCUAGAUGGGGCAGAAAUCAGGAAACGUACGGUGAAGACCCUUUCCUGACCAGUACUCUAGCAGCUAGCUUUAUCAAAGGACUACAGGGCAACGACACGCGCUAUGUGCGCGCAAACGCCGGAUGUAAACACUUCGCAGCUUAUGACGGACCAGAGAAUAUACCCAUCAAUAGGUUGAAGUUCGAUGCAAAGGUGAGCGAGCGUGAUCUUCGAACGACCUUCCUUCCUGCAUUCAGAGCUUGUGUAAAGGCUGGAACAUACAGUGUCAUGUGUAGCUACAACAGCGUUAAUGGCGUGCCCACGUGUGCCAGUAAGCAGCUCUUGAACGACAUUCUGCGGAGGUGGGGUUUCACAGGUUACGUCGUCAGCGACGAGAACGCCAUCGAGAACGUUCAACGUGGUCACCACUACGCCGAUAACUACGUGGACGUCGUCUCUGACUGUGUAAACGCUGGAUGCAACUUAGAAUUAGCAGGAACAGAGGAUAACCUUGCAUACUUGUCAAUGGCUGAUGCAAUAAAUCAAGGCAAGCUUACGGAGGAUAAGGUCAGAGAUAUGGUAAAACCCUUGUUCUAUACCCGAAUGAGGUUGGGCGAGUUUGAUCCCCCGGAACUGAACCCCUAUUCUAAACUUGACCUCUCUGUCAUCGAAAGCGAGGCUCACCAGAUGCUUGCAAUCGACGCAGCUAUGAAGACAUUUGUAUUGUUGAAGAACGAAGGGAAUGUAUUACCACUGAAGAAAGACACUUUCGACAGGAUUGCUAUUGUUGGACCCAUGGCCAAUGACUCACAUCUGUUGUCUGGAGACUAUGCUCCCCUGGCAUACCACACCUUUGUACAAAAUCCUCUUGAAGGGCUAGGUAAACUGGCGCAGUCUGUCAACUACGCAUCCGGCUGUAACGACACUUUCUGUAAACAAUAUGAUGCCGUGUCCAUCAAGAAGGCGGUCGCCAUGACAGGAGUUAUAUUUGUGUGUCUUGGAACAGGACGGACAAUUGAAUCCGAGGGCAACGAUCGCUACAACAUCAACCUCCCCGGCUAUCAACUGCAGCUGCUUCAGAGACGUCGCUGCAAACAGAAAUGGGACCCUGUGGUUCUGUUACUGUUUAACGCCGGAGCCCUUAACGUGACCUGGGCUGAUCAAAGCUCAGACAUCGCCGCCAUCCUGGAAUGUUUCUUCUUCCCAGCGCAGGCAACAAGGAGGCACUGAGACGUGAUGAUUAACGAAGGUAUCGAGUUCGAGUCCACUGGCAGGAUUACCUGCUACGUGGCCCGCUUCAGAGGAUCAGAUGAUUAAUAUCACCGACUAUGCAAUGGAAGGAGGACGUAUUACCGAUACUUUAUAGGGUGAUCCUCUGUAUCCUUAUGGCUACGGGUUGUCUUACACCAAGUUCCAUUAUUUCUUCUUUCUGGAGAGCCCAAGAAGUGCAAUCCAGGCAGGUGAAGAACCUCAACGGCAUGGUCGGAAUCGACAAUGACAGGAACGUCGAUGGCGAUGAGGUAAUACAAGUCUACCUACAGUGGAAAAAUGCCACCCAACCGACUCCAAAGUUGCAGCUGGUCUGGUUUGACCGAGUUACAAUUCCAGCCACUGGUAGUGUUAAGAUUAAUUUCACCGUCUCUGCCGAAAGUAUGGCGAUUUGGAUGGACAACAAAGGCUGGGAGGUGGAAGAGGGGGAGAUGAUGCUUUUCGUCGGGGGCCAGCAGCCAAAUCAGAAGAAAAAGGCAGCUACCACAGAUUUUAUAAGCAAUGACUUCAGGAUUGGCGGAACAAAAUUUCUAGGACGGUUUUAAUGCUCGGUUUGAUGACUGGGUUUUUGGGUGCGCCGAUUCAACUAAUCCUUGUUACGGAGAUGGAAUGAGCAACAAUCCCAAUUCUUUGACAUUUUGUUAUAUACCGUUCCAUAACAAGAUGACAAUAUUGUAAUGUUAUUUAUGAAUGAAAUUGAAUGCUC